Amoebophrya sp. A25 is the source of this 1421-nucleotide messenger RNA. NCBI's taxonomy places the organism in Eukaryota, Dinophyceae, Syndiniales, Amoebophryaceae. The record is from the annotation of a GenBank genome assembly.
UCUAGAACAAAUUGAAAAUUUUCGUGCGAAACCCGAACGUUUCUAUUGUGCGCCCACAAUUUACUUCGAAAGCGAAACUACCAUGUCUUCUUCUCAUUCGCGCGUGCUAUGCGAGUACUCCUACACCAUUGCCGUACCGGUGCACUUCAUGAGGUUUCUUUUAGAGAUGGGGCGUUUUAUCAAGGAGAGCUACGUCGCUCCUGAGGAGGACUACAAACUAGGAUUACCUGUAGCAGAUCCUCAGUUUGUAGAAAGGGGCGCGUGGGUGGAACACCCCAAGAGCAAGAGGCGGAGCGUUUUAAAACGACUACAACUGGAUGAAACGGAGUUUCCCACCCGCAACUUGGUCACGGGGGCUUUCCAGAAGUGCAUGCACAUUACCGCCGCGAAGCAAGGUCUGAAUAGACAGCAGUUCGAGGAUCGGGCCAUUUGGAGCAUGCUGAAGGUGAGUGUCCUGCAGCCGACCAGUAGUAGUAUUCAUCUUUCUCGCGACCCGGCAUCGGACGCAGUCGAAUUUUUUACGCUGUACCAGGAUUUUAUGCUCCCUUUGCCCCGCUAAGCCAGCAGGCAGCAACGUCUUGCCAGCGCCAACCGACCAGCAGGAGGGCCCGACCACCGGAGGGAGGGCGCCCAAGAAGUGGGAGGACCCCAGCGAUCGAUGCGUCGUGUCUGCCCGUAGGCCUAAGGCGCUUUGGCGGGCGGCUGGACGCUUCCGCUCGAGCCCCGUCCGAAGCGCUAAAAUGGACGCGAAGGAGGUGGUGGAUGAACGGGGGUCGUCCGAAUCGCUAGAAUGGGGACCCUAGUCGCGUCCGAAUCGCCAGAAUGAAAAGCGAGGGGGUCAAGGUUGACCCCCUUUGGUACCAAAAAGCUACUUUUUUCUGCACCCUUUCCGAGGACGUUCAAGGGGAGGCCGGCUGCCACCUUCAGCCGACGCGCCACGCCAAGGGACACCCUGAGGCAUAGGCCGACGCCUCUGCUCCUUGGUUGGAUGAUCCCAGUCCUCCUGACCAAGGUGCAACAAAGAUGGCCGCCUCUCACUAUUGUGGGGAGCGCCGGGCUCACAGAAGCAAGGAGUCCGGGAGGCCGUUCCUGAGGGUCCGACGAGCAUCGGGCGGGAUCGGCGGAAGGCGUCCGCUUGCUUUAGAAGCGAGAGCCCUGAGGGCUCUCGUGGGCAUCCUACUACAGUGGGGCCUACAGCCCGCUCCCAACGGUUGGCUUGGUGGUGGGUAAACGCUUGAAGGCAUUUUUAGUUCUUUUCUGUUUCUAGCGGUUUUCUGUUCAGUAUUUGAUGUGCUCGCAUCACAUGAAAUGAAUGGAAACUCUGUCAUAUUUUGGUGCAUAAGUAUAAUGUACAUCUAGGUUUUUUCUAAGAUCAAUAAAUCCAUUCUUACAGUGUCUGGACCACGUCCACCGCGUGACAC